Adineta ricciae is the source of this 890-nucleotide messenger RNA. The record is from the annotation of a GenBank genome assembly. NCBI's taxonomy places the organism in Eukaryota, Metazoa, Rotifera, Eurotatoria, Adinetida, Adinetidae.
AUGAAUUAUUUGCUUUUUUACUCUUUGUCUAUAUGGAUAGUGUUGAAUGGCGGUGGAGCACGCCAAACUACAAACGAUCACAAACCAACUAAUGACUUAGUUAUUAGUGAGCUGUACGAUCCAUUAACGAAUCAAUGGACUAUUAGUGGAAGUAUGUCAAGAUUCCGGUUAUUUCAUACUGCAACUUUACUCAACUCUGGAAAUGUUCUUGUUUGUGGCAGUGGAGGAUAUACUGGUUACACGGCUUCAUGUGAAAUAUACGAUGCCUCAACUGGGCAAUGGCACGGUGCUGCAAGUAUGACGAUACCUCGUGGUUUUCAUACUGCCACGUUACUCAAAUCAGGACAAGUUCUUGUUACUGGUGGUAGUACUUAUAACAAUGGUGCUUUAGCAAGUUGUGAAAUAUAUGAUCCAGUAGCUGAUAAAUGGACUCCGACUGCAAAUAUGACAGGAGCACGUUCUGAUCACACAGCCACUUUACUCAGUUCAGGUAAAGUACUUAUCACCAGUGAUGCAGAUAGCUCUCAAAUAUAUGAUCCAACAACAAAACAAUGGAGCACAUUGAAAAGUAUGGGACCAAAAGCACGUUAUAGUACUACUGCAACGACACUCAAGUCAAACAAAGUUCUUGUUAUUGCUGGUAUCGAACUAGCAAAGUAUUCAGGCACUACUGACAUAUAUGAUCCAACAACUGACGAAUGGGAUACUGUUGGAAGUAUGGUAACACCACGUUCGCGUCAUACUUCAAUUCUACUUAAUUCUGGUAAAGUUCUUGCCACCGGAGGUGUAGGAGAUGCUGACUUUUUGGCCAGUUGUGAAUUAUAUGAUCCAUCAACUAACAAAUGGAUGGCUAUUGAUAACAUGACAGAAGAACGUUCUUCCCAUACCAC